This is a messenger RNA of Cynocephalus volans (Philippine flying lemur), 609 nucleotides long. It is a transcript of the gene RCVRN, whose product is annotated as recoverin. Bases 1 to 609 code for a protein of 202 amino acids. Gene Ontology annotation, molecular function: calcium ion binding. Lineage: Eukaryota; Metazoa; Chordata; Mammalia; Dermoptera; Cynocephalidae. The transcript is spliced from 3 exons. The record is from RefSeq and is a predicted model, not a curated record.
AUGGGGAACAGCAAAAGCGGGGCCCUGUCCAAGGAGCUCCUAGAGGAUCUGCAGCUGAACACCAAGUUCACGGAGGAGGAGCUGUGCGCCUGGUACCAGUCCUUCCUGAAGGACUGUCCCAGCGGCCGCAUCACCCGGCAGCAGUUUGAGAGCAUCUACUCCAAGUUCUUUCCCGAUGCCGACCCCAAGGCCUAUGCCCAGCACGUGUUCCGCAGCUUCGACGCCAAUGGCGAUGGCACCCUGGACUUCAAGGAGUACGUCAUCGCCCUGCACAUGACCACCGCGGGCAAGCCCAACCAGAAGCUGGAGUGGGCCUUCUCCCUCUACGACGUGGAUGGCAACGGGGCCAUCAGCAAGAAUGAAGUGCUUGAGAUCGUCACGGCUAUUUUCAAAAUGAUCAGUCCUGAGGACAUGAAGCAUCUCCCAGAUGAUGAAAACACGCCAGAAAAGCGAGCUGAGAAGAUCUGGACUUUCUUCGGAAAGAAAGAUGAUGAUAAACUUACAGAGGAAGAAUUCAUUGAGGGGACCCUGGCCAAUAAGGAUAUUCUGCGACUGAUCCAGUUUGAGCCUCAAAAAGUGAAGGAGAGGAUAAAGGAAAAGAAACCCUGA